GAGUGCUGCUGGAGGCGGAAGAAAGAGAAAACCCAAAAACAAACCCUAAGCUACGCGUCUUGCCGUCUUCGACAUCUUCCUUAAUUCUUCCUCUUCGACAUCUUCGUGACCUUCGUCUCCAGUCCAGUCCGUUCCUCGUUCCUCCGGCUCCUUCCUCCGGCUCCUUCCUCCGUUCCUCGUCCAGUCCGCCAGCCACUGACUGCAAUUCAAGUUGACAAGUUGCUUCGUCUUCGACUUCGAUAAUCGAUCCGCAAAUCGCAAUCCAGGCUCCAGCAAAUCAGCAAUCGACGCUUCCUCUUCCUCUUCAAGUUGCUUUAGACUUCAGUACACUUCGUCUUCUUUCUCAAGCCCAAGUGAGUAACAAUGGUUAGGAUUAGUGUGCUGAAUGAUGCUCUCAAGACAAUGUACAAUGCUGAGAAGCGAGGGAAGCGCCAAGUUCUGAUUAGGCCCUCAUCCAAAGUCAUCAUCAAGUUUCUACUUGUCAUGCAAAAGCAUGGUUACAUCGGUGAGUUCGAGUAUGUUGAUGACCAUCGUUCUGGAAAGACCUUCGAUGGGUGCCGGAGUUUGAGGUUCGUCGGGAUUAGAAGAUGGAAGUGAAGAGUUUCCGACAUCUAUGUUUUGGAUGAAUGAUGAUGAAAAGAAAUCAUUUUGCCAAACCAUAAAAAAUGAUGAUGAAAUUGAGCCGUAAAAGAACAUAUUUAUAAUUUUGUGUCGCUUUUGGAAAUAUUUUGUGAACUUGUUUGUUCGAUACUUUUUAGACGUAAUGAUGUAUAGGUGAAUAUUUGGUUGCACUAGUUUAUGGAAGAAUUGAUCCUUAGUUUUUGAUAUAACAAGUUAAUCGUGUAAAUUUCUUAACUAUAAUAUUUGUAAUCAAAUUUCUAAUUACAUCUUAUGCUAUCAAUUAUUAA
Molecule: messenger RNA, 908 nt
Organism: Amaranthus tricolor (Joseph's coat)
Lineage: Eukaryota; Viridiplantae; Streptophyta; Magnoliopsida; Caryophyllales; Amaranthaceae
Product: 40S ribosomal protein S15a-1-like
Exons: 3
Coding region: 364-597 (77 amino acids)
Biological process (GO): translation
Cellular component (GO): ribosome; cytosolic small ribosomal subunit
Molecular function (GO): structural constituent of ribosome
Source: RefSeq, a predicted model, not a curated record